This is a messenger RNA of Tachyglossus aculeatus (Australian echidna), 701 nucleotides long. RefSeq names its product TNF alpha induced protein 8 like 3 (gene TNFAIP8L3). The record is from RefSeq and is a predicted model, not a curated record. Gene Ontology annotation, biological process: regulation of apoptotic process. Gene Ontology annotation, cellular component: cytoplasm. NCBI's taxonomy places the organism in Eukaryota, Metazoa, Chordata, Mammalia, Monotremata, Tachyglossidae.
CGGGGGCCGGCGGGGUCGGGGGGCUUUGGGGAGCCCCCCACCAUGGACUCGGAUUCCGGGGAGCAGAGCGAGGGGGAGCAGGGCUGCGCCAACUCCCCGCCAGGCCCCGACGUGUUCAACUCCAAGAGCCUGGCCCUGCAGGCCCAGAAGAAAAUCCUGAGCAAGAUGGCAUCCAAGGCCAUGGCCAACCUGCUGGUGGACGACACCAGCAGCGAGAUCUUCGACGAGCUGUACAAGGCGAGCCGGGAGCACACCCGCAGCAAGAAGGAGGCGCACAAGAUCAUGAAGGACCUGAUCAAGGUGGCCGUCAAGAUCGGCGUCCUGUACCGCCACCAGCGCUUCGACGCGGCCGAGCUGAGGACCGUGGACCGCCUGCGCAAGAAGCUGAACCAGACGGCCAUGACGGCCGUCAGCUUCUACGAGGUGGAGUACACCUUCGACCGGGCCGUGCUGUCGGCCCUGCUCCUCGAGUGCAAGGCCCUGGUCCACGAGCUGGCCGCCCGCCACCUGACCCCCCGCUCCCACGGCCGCAUCGGCCGCGUCUUCGACCACUUCGCCGACGUCCACUUCCUCUCGGCCCUCUACCGCCUGGACGGCAGCUGCCGGCCCGGCCUCAAGAGGAUCUGCGAGGGGCUCGGCAAGCUGCUGGACGAGAGGGUCCUCUGAGCGCCCGGGAGGGUGGCCGAGGCCCGGGAGGGACU